Molecule: messenger RNA, 4743 nt
Organism: Metarhizium brunneum ARSEF 3297
Lineage: Eukaryota; Fungi; Ascomycota; Sordariomycetes; Hypocreales; Clavicipitaceae
Source: RefSeq, a predicted model, not a curated record
AUGCCGCUUCAGAAGUCAUAUUCUGAGAGUAUAGGCUUGUCGAAGAACCGCGGUCCGUGGCAACGAUCACACAGCCAUCCUGCCAAUUUACAGGCACAAAGACCAAGACCGUUACCACCUGUUUCCGAUGUUACGAAGAAAAAACUUAGCAGGUUCCAAUAUAGACCUGCCGAAGAUGAGUCUGUAGCUUCCGCUCCGGGUGAGGCCAGUGGUACACCCACCAAGCCCCAGGACGCCGCAGUUGCAAGAGCUGGCGUAGUGGGAAACGCUGCCACACCGGUGACUCGGUUGAACUGGAGAGACUUGCUUGAGCCGAAUGCAGCCCCAGCGGAGAAUGAGGCCGAUAUUUCUUCCCCAAACGACAAGCUGCUUUGGAAUAACCAGCAAGACACGCUGUAUGCAGCAGCGUUAUCGCCGAUGAUGAACCGGAAGGGCAGAAAACGUGCCCGAAGCUCCUCGCCUAUAUCAUCGCCGGCUACGGACAAGGGGGGUUUGCCAGCAGUCAAUGUCGACAAGUUGAGAACGGCUCUUCGAUCACCCCGCGUUGAUCCAACCGUGGAACUGUGGGAUCGAUAUUCGCUGAAUGGAUCGGAAAACAUAACCACGCCUAACGGAGCCAUGAAUCCUUCGCUGGCACAGCUCACGGUUUCAUCAUCACCAAAACCAUCGAAGGACAUGUCUGCUCGUCGAGGCGACGCCAACUUGCGGAGGGCAAUAAGCUGUGGUUUAAAUUGGCCAAAGAGAAGGAAAGUAGAGAGAUCUAAAUCGGGAAGUCAAAGCAGUAGUCAGCAGCGGGAGAUGGAAGCAGCAUCGAAAUCGUCUCUAGUCACAGCAUUAUUAGACACAGUCACGGGCACCAUUAACGAGCCAGGCCCCAGUCGGGCUCAGGAGCAGCUCAUGAGAUCGCCGUCACCAAAGAAGAGAAAGCGGUCGCCGGAAAGAAUGGAGACGCCGCGACGCGCGGAGAAAUCAGCUGAGCCGUCAUCUUCAUCUUCCGACUAUGGUGAUGAUUUCGAUGACGAUGUUUUCGUGGAACUGGAAGCGAGCAUGCAAGCCACAGGCACUACUAACACUCCACUACCAGACAAGAUCGAUCAAGGCCAGCCGGGUCGACGGAACCAUGACGGGAAAAGCCAAAGUGUCAUAGACCUGGUCGAGGAAUUCAACGACAUGGAUGAUGAUGAUAGCGUUUGUGACAACAUUGUGCAAUCACGACAAGCUCUUGGAAUUUCAACGCCCAAGAGACAUUCCAAGAACCUCCCGGCUGCGAAACUUGAAGAGAGUCCUGGUGAUGAAUUUGGUAACGACCUAGAUGGGGAUAUCGACUUCGAUGCCGUGGAACUGGCCGCGACUCAAUCGAUACAACAACUAGAGCCGCCGUCCAAAAGUAGACAACAAAAGGCAAAAACAAUCCAGCGAUAUUUAGUGACAGGUGUUCUAGACGGUGAUUUCGUUGAUAAAUAUCGCCUAACUUCAAAUCAGAUUCUCAUUAUUCAAGCCGAUAAUUCGAAAGUCACCAGGACGGUACAUCUUCGGGGUGCUUGGUUCGAAACACCUGCACACACCAAUUCUUACGUCCACGUUAUUGGCUCUUUUUCAGCUCGCGGCCAGUGCAUUAUUGAUGAUGCACAAAACCUUUUGAUACUGCACCCAGAUCAACUUAUUUCAUCCACGGUUGUUGCGGACUCGUUCGGCUGCAUGCGUCGAGCGGUACUGCAAGAUCGUGUUAAGGCUACCAGCGAGGCUUCUCCCCCCCUUGUCUAUGGCACAAUGCUUCAUGAGAUAUUUCAAGAGGCUCUAAUGGCAAACCAGUGGGAUUUGCCAUUCCUUGGCUGCAUAAUUGACAAAAUCACCGAAAAUCACGUGGAAGACUUGUAUACGAUUAAAGUUGGGUUACCAAGCGCCAAAGAGCAUCUCCUAUCAAAAAUGACCGAGUUGAGUUACUGGGCAAAGGCCUUUGUCGCGCCAAAACCACAGGAUGAUGCGGUCGUGGAAGAUCGGAAUGGGAAGAAAGCAAACAUGGCGAUCACAAAGCUACUCGAUGUCGAAGAGCAUGUCUGGUCGCCUAUGUAUGGACUUAAAGGCAACAUAGAUGCCACUGUUGAAGUCGCUAUGUCAGAUGGGGAACAAACAAGGACCCUAACAGUGCCGUUCGAGGUCAAAACUGGCAAGCAUGCCAACAGCAGUCAUAUGGCCCAAACUGCACUUUAUACUCUCCUAUUAUCCGACCGCUAUGAUAUCGAUAUUGCCUAUGGUAUUCUUUAUUACAUGGAAACGUCGAAAACUCUGCGCAUUCCUGCAAUCCAACACGAGCUGCGACACAUGAUUCUCCAAAGAAAUCAACUGGCGUGUUACAUCAGAGAGAGGAGUGUACAGCUGCCGCCGAUGCUGAAGAGUAAGCAUAUGUGCGGGAAGUGUUACGCCAAAACGUCAUGUUUUACUUAUCAUCGCCUUGCCGACGACGGCGAUGGUGAAUCUAGUGGCAUGCAUGAAAAGUUUGACGAGCUUGUCAGACACCUAACACCAACUCAUCAGGAUUUUUUUGUGAAAUGGGAAAAUCUCCUCACAAUGGAAGAAAAGGAAAGCCAGAAGACGAAGCGAGAGCUAUGGACAAUGACGAGCACCGAGCGUGAGAAAAAGUCGAGAUGUUUUUCUGAUGUCAUAAUUGAAGAAGGAUCCGCAUCUGUCGACACUCUUAACCCGCGCAUCAACCGGUUUCAUUACACGUUUGUUAAACGAAACCAUCAACCUAGCUUUUCUUUCCUGGAAUCAGAGUUGAUGACCGGGGAGCCCGUGGUUGUGUCGGAUGAAGAAGGCCAUUUUGCAUUGGCCAUUGGAUACGUUACUUCAGUUCGCAAGCAACGGAUAAGUGUUGCGGUCGAUCGAAGGCUGCACAAUGCCCGAAACCGUCAACUUGGGUUUGAUGAAAUUGAUAAUCAAGUGUUUUCCAGUAUCAUGGAUGUGACACAAGGAAAGUCCCCAGACCAGGAACAAUCCAACAUCAAGCACCCGCCUGUACGAUAUCGACUUGAUCAAGAUGAGUUCAGCAAUGGCAUGGCGACUGUAAGGAACAAUCUUGUACAAAUGAUGGCAAAUGACGUGCCUGCAGCGACUCAAAUACGACGCUUAAUUGUUGAUCUCGCUCCCCCUCGGUUCAAGACGGCCCCAACACAAUACACUGUUACAGACGGAGAAAAUCUCAAUGUUGACCAGAGGCGAGCCAUUGAGAAAGUCAUGAGCACACAAGACUACUCCUUGGUUCUUGGUAUGCCUGGCACCGGCAAGACGACAACAAUCGCACACAUUAUUCGAGCACUUGUAUCGCAAGGCAAGACCGUAUUGCUUACAUCUCAUACCCACACGGCGGUGGACAACAUUUUGUUAAAGCUUAAGACCGACAAGAUUCCGGUGCUGCGUCUUGGGGCACCGGCAAAAGUUCACCUUGAGGUCCAAGAUUUUGCUCAUCUUGCUGGCCAGCCCAGGAAAACCUUUGACGAGAUUAAAGAAGCUUGGCAUGGCACGCCCAUCGUUGCUACUACUUGUUUAGGCAUCAAUCAUCCGGUUUUCCAAGAGCGUUCGUUCGACUACUGCAUUGUAGAUGAAGCAUCACAGAUUACACUCCCCAUCUGCGCCGGACCUAUUCGAAUGGCACGCUCAUUCGUUCUCGUUGGUGACCACAAUCAGCUACCUCCGGUUGUGCGGAAUGAAGACGCACGGGAAGGUGGUCUCGACGUAAGCUUGUUCAAACUACUUUCAGAUGCUCACCCGGAGGCGGUUGUCAAUCUUGAGCACCAAUAUCGAAUGUGCGAGGAUAUUAUGACGCUUAGCAAUACCUUAAUUUAUAACGGGAGGCUGCGAUGUGGGACAGAAUCACUACGAAGGAAGAGACUUCAUAUUCCAAAUAUCAAUGCUCUUGGCCAGGUUCAUUUCAGCGCAUCCUCGUUGACACAUCCAGGAACACCACGAUCGUUCUGUACUGGCCCUGGCCCGUCUCGCUGUUGGCUAUACGAUCUCCUGGAAAGCGAGGCGCGAGUUCGGUUUGUCAACACUGAUACAAUAAGACCUCUGGUUAGAGAGGAGGCUCAAGGAAAGCGAAUUGUGAACUCUACAGAAGUGCGACUCGUAUCGCAAUUGGUAGAAAGCCUUCUCGCAGUUGGAGUACCUGCGUCCGAAGUAGGUGUCAUGACUCAUUACCGAGCCCAGCUGUUCCUUUUGAAAGACCGUCUGAAGGGCUACGCAGGAGUUGAGAUGCACACCACUGAUCGAUUCCAAGGACGAGACAAGGAGGUUGUCGUACUCAGUCUUGUACGGAGCAACGAAGCAUGCAACAUUGGAGACCUGCUUAAAGAUUGGAGGAGAAUUAACGUCGCGUUUACGCGAGCCAAGACAAAGCUUCUGGUUGUAGGAAGCAUGAAUACCUUGAAACACAGUGGAAAGGAGAACAUGCUAAGCAAGUUUAUUUCUUUGAUGGAAGGGCGGGAUUGGAUAUAUAAUCUGCCAGCAGAUGCCCUUGAGAGCCAUUAUUUUGAAGAACUAAGCACACCCAUGACUGCUGGCCCGACACCAAAGUCAAAGUCCCCUAAGAAGACAGUGAAGAAGGGAGUAUUCAGCCUUGAAGGCAAGGAAAAUCGCCGUCCAUCGCCAAAGAAGGCGAGGAUUGGGGAACGGGCGCUUUUGAAAGGAAAACUGGUUACAAGGGACAUCCUUAAUGAAAUGACGAAUGGCGCAUACAUGGGGGUUUAG